Cottoperca gobio is the source of this 5577-nucleotide messenger RNA. Its product is annotated as adenylate cyclase type 4. Gene Ontology annotation, molecular function: adenylate cyclase activity. The record is from RefSeq and is a predicted model, not a curated record. Gene Ontology annotation, biological process: intracellular signal transduction; cAMP biosynthetic process; adenylate cyclase-activating G protein-coupled receptor signaling pathway. Bases 497 to 4375 code for a protein of 1292 amino acids. NCBI's taxonomy places the organism in Eukaryota, Metazoa, Chordata, Actinopteri, Perciformes, Bovichtidae. Gene Ontology annotation, cellular component: plasma membrane. The transcript is spliced from 26 exons.
CUUUCUAACAUCUGUUUAUUUGUCUUUGACAAGAAAAGAAGAUUUUAACCGGAUAUUUUCGAUUUUAUUUUAAGUCAAACGUUGUUUUUAAGAGCUUUUGAAGCUAAGCGAUAAAAUACGCAGAGGAAAAUUAACCUUAUCGUGUGUGUGUGUGUUGUGUGUGUGUGUGACGUUAAGUUAAAGGAAGACAGCGACGAGAGACACGUUAACAUUAAUAAACAAUGUGCAAGAUUCCAUCCAGUAUGCAUCAGCACUCGUCAAAGGAGAUUAUGCUUUGGUUCAAGAUUCCUUACCAGCAAUCUUUGGGACCUUAAGGGAUCUAUGUAACCUCAGAAGUUCUCCCUGCUGCACAGGCAUACACACCUGACAAGUAAAAGACAAAGUAAACACUAUCCUUGUGUGUAUUUAUCAUGUAGACAAGCGGACAGAGAGACAGACAGCCAAAAAAAGCAAAGUGACAAGCGGGUGGACGGCGAGGUCCCUCACACAGGUCACGAUGCCAGACGAGUCGCAGAACUUUCAGGAAAAGGGGAGGCCUGGAGAAGAAGCACCGCAGGUGUCUUUAGAGCCGGACAUUAUUGUAAUCUCCAGUGAUGGAGAGGGAAAAAUCACUGGAGGCAAAAUCCUGGAGCUUGACGACUUCAGUAAAACAAAAUCAACACAAAGCGGUUACAUUAACACUCGGCAGCGAGGAAAUGACGUAGAGCUUGGUGUGGCUAAAACAGUGCAGGCUGCUGAACCUCUCAAUUCUUUGUUGAAGGGAACAGGUGUGACCCCGCAGGCUACAGAUCAUGUUGCUCUGGUCAGCUCAUCUGAUAGGCUACAAACUGACAACAGUAACUCAUUGCAAACAAAAGGCUUCAGUGACACUGACUACAGCAGCACACAAUCCAACCCUGCCUACACUGGUUUCUGCACUGACCUUGGUGAAGAGAUAUCUGAGCUCGAUGGACGCUCCUUUGAAGAGAUGAAACAUAUCUCUCGUGUCAAUUUAUCUGAACCCAGUUUAGACACUUCUAACAAAAACACUAAACAUAGUCCGGACGAUGAUCGAGGCGAGUCCAAAACAGACUUUGUGGGUAAAUCAAGCGCCAGUUCACCCACAUCCUCUGACGCUACAUUCAAUGUCGGCCAAACAAGGGACAGCAUCGAUGUCAGGUGGGACGAAGAAGACGGAGGCGAGGACAAAGGCGAUGACAGGCUAAGCACCCGGUCCAGGCAGAGUGUGAAACAGGGGAUGUGUUGCUGCUUCCAGGCGUUCCACAGGGCUUUUCUACAGUGCGUGGAGGAGACUCCGGCCAUGCUGACUGGACUGGUGCUGUCUUUGGCUUUCUGCGUGGCCCUCAUCGUCCUUAUUUCCACUACAGGAAGGCAAAUCGUGGUCGAUGUAGCUGCUCUGUCGGUGUUAUGUGUGGUUCUCUGUCUGAGUGCCAUCCUGCUCGUCUGCCUGCCCUGGCUGGCCACGGUGAGGCGCUGUGCAGGAGCCCUGGCCCUCUUCGUCUGGGGGACGCUGUACGUCACUGCCAUAGUCUUCAUCUUCACUGGAGGACCCGUCACUACGUGGGAACAGGUGGCGUUUUUCCUCUUCCUCUCACUGAGUGUGUACACAGUGCUGCCUCUCUCUAUGGCCUGGGCCCUCAUGGUUGGGAUUGGGACCAGCAUUUCACACAUCAUAAUCAUCAGCGUCUACGUCCCUGUCCAAAGCCCAAACACACCGGACCUGGCUGUGCAGCUGGUGGCGAAUGCGUUGCUGUUUGUGUGUGUGAACUGCAUCGGGAUUUUCCAUCUGUGGAUGACUGAGCAGGAUCUCAGGAAAUCCAAUCAGAAGAGAGAAGAGUUCAGCGCCAUACGCUCCCGGAAGGAAAUCAGGAAAUAUCAGCAGGAGCAGCUCCUCCUGUCGGUGUUGCCGCGGUACAUCGCCAUGGAGCUGAAGACGGAGGUGAUAAACAGGCUUUUCAAGCCCGAGAGUGACAAGAAGAACAAAUCCAACUCCCACAACUUCCACAGCCUCUACGUACGGAAGCACAGAGACGUCAGCAUCCUGUAUGCCGACAUUGUGGGCUUCACAAAGCUGGCGAGCAGCUGCACCCCAGAGGAGCUAGUCGCUGUGCUCAACAAGCUCUUUGGAAGAUUUGAUGACAUCGCCAAGAAGAAUGGAUGUCUGCGCAUUAAGAUUCUGGGCGACUGUUACUAUUGUGUAUCUGGUCUACCUGACCCCAUUCCCACCCACGCCGGGAACUGUGUUAAGAUGGGGCUGGACAUGUGCAGUGCCAUCAGCAACCUGCGAGAGGCGACCGGGGUUGAGAUCAGUAUGCGGGUCGGUGUCCACACUGGCAACGUGCUCUGUGGUGUGAUUGGCUUGCAGAAGUGGCAGUACGACGUGUGGUCACAUGACGUUACGUUAGCCAACCACAUGGAGUCUGGAGGUCUUCCUGGGCGAGUCCACAUCUCAGAGGAGACGAUGCAGCACUUGAACGGCGCGUAUGAGGUGGAGAUUGGGGACGGGGGGAGUCGGGAUCCUCUUCUUAAAGGAAGAACAACCUACCUGGUGAUUGACCCCCGCAAGCUGGACAGCAUUUCUAGGAGACCUAAAUCGGCAAACCUUCUUGCAUCAGGAGAGAACAGGCAGCGGGCGUCGAUGCGGAUGUCUCAGUACCUGCAGUCCUGGCGGAAUAUCCACCCCUUCGCAGACCUAAGCAACCCUGAAGCCACGCCCACCAACAAGCCUGUCAUCCCCACCAAUGUCGCCAUGAACCAAUCACAGCAGUCUGCAGAAAGACAACCUUGGCAGAACAACCCCAGCUGUUUGGUUGUGGAUAAUGGAGUAAGGGGUUCACUGGACACGCUGGACAAUGCAGGGAGGAGAUUAAAGAAGCUCAACUGUUUGACUCUGCUGUUCAACGAUCUGAGCCUGGAGAAAAAGUUCCGCCUUUCCGAGGUUAAGGGUUUACACCAUUGCAUAAGCUGCAUAGCGUUCAUCUUCGUUACCCUCUUCGCCGUCCAGAUGCUUGUUUCUAAUAAUAACUUCCAGAUGGCAGUAUCGUACGGUGCAACCUUCCCCGUGCUCGUGCUGCUGCUGUCCAUCGCCUUCACUGGAUACCUGGAGAAGUGGCGUACCAAGAUGCCGACGGGUGUUCAGUGGAUAUCGGGGCUGUCCCGUGGCGUCUCCACCAGGGCGGCCCUGCGACUGUUCGUGGUCACUCUCUGCGUGCUCAUCACCCUGCUCAUGGCCUUCCUCAACUUUAUUUUCCUCCCAGGAGGCAACUGCACGUUGAUUACCGACAAGAGGGAGCUGGAGGGUCUGAAGCUCUACACUGGGCCUUAUUACCUGUACUGCUGCUUGCUUGCCAUGCUGGGAGUGAUCGUGUUCGUCCGGACGUGCUUGUCUGUGAAGGCGCUGCUGCUCACGCUGGCUGUGGUUGUUUACCUGGCCCUCUUCCUCCACGUCUACGCCCCGAAGUCCGAUUGCCUCAUCAGGCUGCUGUACUACAACACCACCACCAAGCCUGGGGUGCUGAAAGACCCUCAGAUCAUGUCCGGGGUUUGGCUGGUCAUCUUUUACAUUGUAUGCCUCAUACUGGCCAGACAGGACGAGUUGGGCUGCCGUGUGGACUUCCUGUUGGACCACUGCUUCAAGACGGAGCGAGAGGAGAUGGAGACCAUGGAGAACGUCAACAAGCAGCUCCUUCAGAACGUCCUGCCGCUCCACGUUGCCUCCUUCUUCAUAGGCAAAACUAUUCGCAACCAGGACCUGUACAGUCAGUCGUACGACUGUGUGUGUGUGAUGUUCGCCUCGGUGCCCCAGUUCAAAGAGUUUUACAGCGAGAGCAGUGCCAACAGGGACGGUCUGGAGUGUUUGCGCUUCCUCAACGAGAUCAUAUCAGACUUUGAUGAUCUUCUCUCGAAGCCCAAAUUCUGUUCAGUGGAGAAGAUUAAAACAAUCGGCAGUACGUACAUGGCCGCUGCGGGGCUGAGACACGCGCCUCAACGGGAUGAGAAGAAAGUCGAUAUGUCCUACAGCCAUGUGCGCUCCAUGGUGGAGUUUGCCCUCGCUCUGAUGAGCAAACUGGAGUUUAUCAACACACACUCUUUUAACAGCUUCAAACUCAGGAUCGGAAUAAACCACGGUCCAGUGAUUGCAGGAGUGAUUGGAGCUCAUAAACCUCAGUAUGACAUCUGGGGGAACUCUGUUAACGUGGCCAGCAGGAUGGAUAGCACAGGAGUGUUGGACAAGAUACAGGUGACAGAGGAGACGGCCCAGAUGGUCGAGAGCGUCGGAUACAACGUCACUCUUAGAGGCGUAGUAAACGUCAAAGGCAAAGGGGAGCUCACCACCUACUUUAUUAACAAAGACCAUCCAUUUCCUCUGUUCUGACCGCCACAGUGGAGAUGCUGAACAGACUUAUCGCUCAGACCUGGGGCUCCAAACAACAGCUGCAAAUGCUUGUCAGUGUUUGUUUGAAUGAACCAGAUGGAUUCUGUCUUGCGAACUAACCUGUAAUCAUCGCACACAUCUGCACUGACUUAAGGAGCUGCCUUUGUCUUCCGGAUGAGACACUAAAUAAAAUCCUGACCGGUUAGAUGAAGACAACUGAAAGCAGAGAGCUUUCUACUCAGGGACCAUUUAAUGGCACACUAUGUUGUUUACUGUUAUCUGUAUUAUCCUGUGAAACUACACUAGGUGGGUCACGUCCCCAUUACACACUAUACACUGUAUUAGUCUGAGAACAUAUAAUCUGAAAUUAUUCUUUUUAUAAUGGUACACUUAACAUGGCUGCACACAUGCACAGUGUUCCUAAACCAUUCAUUUAUAAGGUAUCCAUCUUAGAUGUACCACAUAUUACAGUUGUUUUAUGAAGGGUAUUAUAAAGGUAGUUUAUGCCUCAAAUAAGCUUUUUUUGUUCCAUUUAAACCAUUUUAUUUUAAGUUAUUUACAUGUUUUUCACUCCGUUGUGGUUUUACUCAGUUACAAAACAUUACAUUUAUCUUCUAACACAGUUUUUAUUCCACUUUUAAAUGUUUUAUGUGAGAGUAACUUGGUACAGAGCCGUCUGUGUCUUUAAAUGUAGGAAACAUGAAGCAGACAAUUUGUGGAUUUUCUUGGGAGUAAUGUUUGGUUGAAGAGUCACGAGAACAUUCACGGCAUAGAAAAGAAGAAUAAAGACAAGAUUUGUACUGUAUACAUUGUAUUAUCUAUGCUUUUAUUGUGCUAUCCUGGAUAGCGUUUCCAAAUAAAGUAAGGAGCCACUGGUUAAUGGUAUGAUUGCUCUCUGCUGGAGACGGAGAGAUUUACUGCAGCCAUGUUGAUGUAAAUCAUGGUUUAUAUAUGAAACACACAAUGGUGUGUUGUGCCAUGAAAAGUCAGAUAAUGCACAUUUGACAUUGCACUUUUCUAAUAUGUUGUAUUUUUUAAAGGAAGUUCUGCAUUACAAUCCUAAUGUUGAUUGAAUAUUACUCCUUUUCUUUGAAGUAUAUAUUUCUGAGGGAUGAUGUGAAGUGUGAAUGUAAGUGAGUAUGUUUAGUAUAGGGAAAUAUUUUUCUAUUCUAUUUAUAAACUAAUAAAAUAAUAGAAACUAA